CUCUGAAAUCGUAUAAUUUAUUAUUAAUCAACCGCCGUGAAUGAUGAAAGCGCCUCCAUCGCAAACUGUCAAAAAGGCCAAGCUAACCGGACAGAUAGUUCACACGCUUUUAGUCACAGCGAUGAGAUCAGAAAUAAAAUCACAGUUAGAACAGUUCUCACUUCAGCUACUGCAUGAGGAAUUCAAUUUUACGGCUUAUGGGUUUUUCACACUAGACUUCACUCUUUUACACACGAUGAUGGGAACUACGGCAAGCUACCUUUUUAUUCUGAUCCAAUUCCGAUAGCUGUCGUUCUACUCGCAAGAAGAUCAACUGCCGAUCGAUCCCAAUUAUUUCGAUAUCGACAGGCACGUGCAGGCGAUUCAAUCAAUUCUAAGUCUUAUGGCUAGAAAUGAGCACAAUCUCAGAGAUUGCCAAGAAGCUAAUUAUAAGAACUCGGUAACUUGGAUAGUGAACAAACACGAAUUCGAACAGAAAGCCUUUAUGCUAAUUAACAUCCAGCAUACACAGGUUCACACUGAUUUCUCUUUUGCUUUAAUCAAUCUUAUCUACACAUGCGAACAUUAUGGAUUUUAUGAUCGCACUAAAGAUGAAAUAUUCAUGUCAAGUUAAUU
Molecule: messenger RNA, 615 nt
Organism: Neodiprion fabricii
Lineage: Eukaryota; Metazoa; Arthropoda; Insecta; Hymenoptera; Diprionidae
Product: putative gustatory receptor 28b
Exons: 5
Coding region: 41-286 (81 amino acids)
Biological process (GO): sensory perception of taste
Cellular component (GO): neuronal cell body; membrane; dendrite
Source: RefSeq, a predicted model, not a curated record